This is a messenger RNA of Exophiala dermatitidis NIH/UT8656, 1629 nucleotides long. RefSeq lists its product as uncharacterized. Gene Ontology annotation, molecular function: zinc ion binding. The coding region runs from base 1 to 1629 and encodes 542 amino acids. The transcript has a single exon. NCBI's taxonomy places the organism in Eukaryota, Fungi, Ascomycota, Eurotiomycetes, Chaetothyriales, Herpotrichiellaceae. The record is from RefSeq and is a predicted model, not a curated record.
AUGGAUAACCAAGAGUUCUAUCCUCCCGGUCUUGCCGCCGACGACGCUUCCUUACCAAGUCCCAUUCAACCGCAUCUCGAUACUCUUUUCGCGGAAUUCGCUCGAUCUCGCUCAAGAGCGUCCCUGCCAUCCUCCUCGUCUGUCCUGUCUCACCGAGAGACGCGCGAUAACCGCGGUCAUGCCAACAGUGACAAGCCCGAGUCCAAAGUAGACCUCCGCGCGCUCGAAUACGUCGAGGAUUACGAUUCGCAUUUGAUGUGUCCGAUCUGCCAUGUCCCAUUCGUGCAGCCAGUGGUGCUCGAGUGCGACCAUACUUUCUGCGAUUCUUGUUUGAAGGAAUAUCGAGAAGAAGCCAACAGUGAUGCUCGCUCACGCUGUCCCACCUGCCGGAGUAUCCUUCUUUCUGCGCCACGGAAAGCCUCUCGGCUCAUCGUCAACAUGUGUAAUGAGAUACCAGUCCGCUGUCCGAACGAGGGCUGUAAGGAGACACACCCACGAGGCUGUAUUGAAAACCAUGCGACCAAAGAGUGUCCUUACGAACGUCUGCAGUGUCCCGACCCUACCUGUGGCAAGGUGGUACGGAGGAAGAACUAUGUACCAGACCAAUGUAUACACAGUUCGCAUAUCGAAUGCGAAUGUGGGGAGGUGAUUGAACUUGGCAAGGGAGAGUGGUUGAGGCAUAAGGAUGAAGAUUGCCCAAAUACCGGCGUCAAGUGUGAGGAUUGCGGGCAGAGAAUCUCGGCGAAGGAUUACCUUGCGGGAAGCGGCGGCCAUAUUUGCAGCAGUGACAACAGCCAUACUUGUCCUGGAAAGGAAUACGGCUGUACAGACGAGUUUUCACCAGAAGACGCAGAGGCACACUUCAAGACUUGCCCUAUUGCCCGGCUGGCCCCCGUUCUCCGCAAACAAACCCAGCUUAUACAGUCACUUCAAGAGCAGUUGACCAUGGUCAAAGUGCGCAACGAGGUUCUGGAGAGCGGUUUUGACAAGCUCAACGAUGUGCUCAAUGACCGUGUCUUGCCUCACGUCGCUCACUCGGACCAUUCUCCCGCGGAAGCAUCGGAUGUGGAGGAGAUCGAACGGGACCAUAUCCCCACGGCAUUGUCGCAGCGUGACCUGCUCAUGUCGGCACGGCUUCGCGCCCUAACACCAUCGCCAGACCGGGACUCUUUGUCGAUUUCGCAAACACAGCAACACCUGUUGGCGCUUCACGAAUCCUUGCGGGGAGAUGUGUCGAAUAUGGAAAACGACAUUUCAGCGUUAUCCACCACCAUCAACGAUAUCGAUGCUCGCACGUCGAUGCAGAUCAUGAACGAGACGCUGCGCAUCAAGGAGGACUUGGCCCACACCAACGCGGCCCUUUUCAGCACGCGAGCGCAGGUUCAGUGGCUGCUAAAUAGAGAGAGGAUAGGCCAGCAACAGCAGGCCAUGGGAAUGCGUGGACGAGCCCCUUCGGCGCAGCCGCCGCCAGUAUCCGCGCGCAGUUCUGUUUCCGAGGGAGGUGAUUCAGUCGGGCAGAGUUCGACGUCGGAGUCUCAUCCGUUGUCGAAUCUCGGGACCAGUCCUCCUACUCUCCGACCUCUAAUGAGGCGGCUUAGUGGUGGCAGCCAGGAGAGAGUCAAGUUGUAA